AAAAAAAAAUAUAACAAAAAAAAAACAAAUUCAUUUUUUAUUUAAUUUAUUUAUAAAUAUCUACUUCCGUAUUCUUCCUUUCACAUUCUAUACUACUACUAUUUUCACUCUCUCUCUCUAGACUUUUUUUCCUUUCUCUCUCUAGAAUGCCUCAAGUUGAUUUGGAAACUCUAGUCUCCGCUUGUGCCGGCGGCGCCGCCGCCUCGAGUGAACGGAAAGUCGCAUGUGUAACUCUAGCCUCCGGCGACGGCGAAAAUCCAGCGAAAAACGACUCCGAUGAAAAGCCACCGGAUUUCCCGCCGGAAUCGUUUUGGCUUUCGAAGGAUGCUGAAUUCGACUGGUUCGAUCGGAACGCUUUUUUGGACCGUAAACAGUCUACUAAAGGUAUCGGUAUCGGUGCAGGUACGCAUUCGAAUUCCAGCUCACAGAGAUUUACAUCAACGUUGAAAUCGAAAUCUAAAGCUUCAAUAAUCGGAUUUCCGAAAACACAGAAAGCUACUUACGUCGAUUCAAAACGACGGAUUUGCAAACCGGCGAACAUUCGGCUUUUUCCGGCGAAACGAUCGGAAUCUGCACUCAAAUCUUCGUCGGUUAAUGAGCCGUCUUCGCCGAAAGUAUCAUGUAUGGGAAGAGUUCGAUCCAAACGGAGAUCUCGAAGCCGGCGAUCAUCGGAAAAUCCGAAAAAAUGUGAAAAAAGUGCAAAAAAACCGGGAAUUUAUUCACGGAUAUUGUCGAUUUUCCGGUCGAACCGGAAUAGUAAAAAGCCGGUCCGGUCGGUUACGGAGAAAGUGCGGAGAGAAGAACCGGUUAAGCUUAUGAGGAAGAGUAAGAGUGUGAGUAUUGCGAAAACGCGGGGGGCUGAACCGGUUGGUGUUGAACCGGGUUUAGGUGAACCGGUUGGUUUAGGAGGGAUGAAACGGUUCUCUUCCGGUCGAAGAUCAUGGGGAGGUGAUGAAAUCAAUGGAGUUGUUUAAAGUGGGUCCCAAUAAUAGAAGAAAGUUGUGAAAAGGUCUUGGGAUAGUUGUUGGCGGAAGAUGACAAGUAUUUUGCGAGUCGUGUGAAAGUCGACUCGAAUAGCAUGGUUAUUCAGGAAAAAAAAAUGUCUUUAUGAUUGGUCAUUGUGAUGGACGGCAAAUAUUCCAUAUAAUAGUCGAGUUGCUUGAAAGUUGGUUCGGGGUCUUCAUAAUACUUUGUUGUGUUAGGUGGCAAGUAUUUCUAGAAUUAGUUGAGUUGCUUGAAAGCUGAUUCGGGCGUCUUCAUGAUAUUUGUUAUGUCGGGUGGCAAGUACUUCUAGAAUUAGUCGAGUUGCUUGAAAGCUGGUUGCAGACGUCUUCAUGAUAGUUUGUUAUGGUUGGUGGUAAGUAUUUUUAGAAUUAAUCGAGUCGCGUGAAAGCUGGUUCGGACAUACUGGAAAAAAAGUCUUUCAUGAUAGUUGGAAUAAUUUUUGGAAUUUGGCACAGUUCUGUUAAAUAUAGAUGGAAAAAAGGGUAUAAUUAGGGUACUUUUUUGAUAUAUUUUUGCUUUUUACAAUGUUGUUUGCUUUUCUCCUUGCUUUAUGAUAUAUUGACCUUUUCAAUACUACUAGAAUGACGAAUAGGUUUAUACACCAUAUUGUAAAUAGAUUUUGGUUUUGGAGUGAAAGGCUUGUAAAUUUUAAUAUUUUCUAUUAGUCUUAGAAUGUUAAGAUGAAAAUGAUUUGGAAAUAAUUGUUUCUACUUUGUUUUCAA
Molecule: messenger RNA, 1727 nt
Organism: Capsicum annuum
Lineage: Eukaryota; Viridiplantae; Streptophyta; Magnoliopsida; Solanales; Solanaceae
Exons: 2
Coding region: 147-974 (275 amino acids)
Source: RefSeq, a predicted model, not a curated record